AUGAGUCGUCUAGUUAUACCAAGAUUCAGAGGUACACAUAACCUAACAGUACUGCUACUUCUAUUAUGGCUUUUAACUUUUAUAUACCAUGAGCGUUAUGUUCCGUACAAGUCGGCAAACUCUUGUCUCUGGCCUGAAUUACUUGAGCAACAUGAUAGCGGCAGGACUAACGUAUUAUUUAUUGCAGACCCACAACUUAUAGAUAGACAUACAUAUCCCAAGAGAAAUGAAUUCUUGUUAAAAUUGUCGCAGCAUACAGUUGAUGUUUAUAUCCAUAAAAAUUAUAAUUCGAUCAUGAAUAACCUUAAACCUGAUUACGUGUUUUUCUUGGGUGACUACUUGGAUGACGGUAGGUCCUCAACAGAUGAAUACUUCUAUAACCAAUUGGAUAGAUUUAACAAUAUCUUCCGUAAAGAUGAGUAUACGAUUAAUGAAAACUUUUUUGUCAAUGUGGCAGGGAACCACGACAUAGGAUGGGCAGAUGGGGUCAAAGUAAAGGCCAAGGCGAGGUUUAUGGAAACAUUCGGCAACCCCAACGCAAUAGUCAAUAUCAAUGAUGUUGACUUCGUAACACUUGAUUCGAUAUCACUUUCGUCAUCUGUAAAUAACAUACAUCAUGAUUCAAGGCAAUUUUUAGACGAGAAUUUCGGCGAUGCCGAUAGCAAGAAGGAUAAGCCAAGAGUGUUACUAACACACGUUCCGUUGCACCGAGAUGUCAAAGUUAAUAAAUGUGGGCCAUUAAGAGAAAAUCCGGUCUUCCAUUUGGGUGGUGGUUAUCAAUAUAAGCUGGCUUUGGAACCUGAUAUAUCACUGGAAAUUUUGAAAAGAAUAAAACCAAAUAUCAUAUUUUCUGGCGACGAUCACGAUUACUGUGACAUAAAUCACACAGAAGUCGCAAAUGACCCUGUCACCAGAGAGAUCACUGUCAAAUCUAUCAGUAUGGCCAUGGGAAUUCAAUACCCUGGUGUGCAACUUUUAUCGUUUGUCAAUGGAGACCCGGAAAACGAAUUUUCUACCGAGUUUAGUUAUGACACUAAACUAUGCUAUUUGCCGUCACCCUACACAGAUAUAGUAACUUACGUUGCUCUUGCGGUAUUAUCAGGAUUUUUGAUCCUCUGGUGGAACAUCAAGCAUAGGUCUUCUCGCUACAACUACUCCGUUUUGCCCAUGCAAUCUGGACCGUCUACGAAUGCUACGAAGAUAUCCAACUUCUUAAAAGAACAGGAGGAGGGUGCUUCUUAUUCCGUUUCUAUUCCAAAAUACACCUCAACUUCUCUCGCAACUUCCGAAGGCUAUUCUUUUAAGGACAAUUUGAAAUUUAAAAUUUCGAACUUUAUUAAAAAAUGGAACAUACAUGGCUUUUUAAAACAGAGUAUACUAUUAGCCGUCCUUAUUAUACUGUUGUAUUAUAUAGGAUUUUGUUUAACUCUAUAA
Messenger RNA from Debaryomyces hansenii CBS767, 1434 nucleotides. RefSeq lists its product as uncharacterized. Gene Ontology annotation, cellular component: endoplasmic reticulum. Bases 1 to 1434 code for a protein of 477 amino acids. Gene Ontology annotation, biological process: GPI anchor biosynthetic process. The record is from RefSeq and is a predicted model, not a curated record. Gene Ontology annotation, molecular function: hydrolase activity. The transcript has a single exon. NCBI's taxonomy places the organism in Eukaryota, Fungi, Ascomycota, Pichiomycetes, Serinales, Debaryomycetaceae.